Messenger RNA from Phytophthora nicotianae INRA-310, 2321 nucleotides. RefSeq lists its product as hypothetical. The transcript is spliced from 2 exons. The coding region runs from base 918 to 2156 and encodes 412 amino acids. Gene Ontology annotation, molecular function: hydrolase activity, hydrolyzing O-glycosyl compounds. Lineage: Eukaryota; Oomycota; Peronosporomycetes; Peronosporales; Peronosporaceae. The record is from RefSeq and is a predicted model, not a curated record.
UAACUGCAACCACAUUCAAAUAACCCUAAAUAUCUUGGUUUAUUUUACGCCACUGAAAAAAUCAACACAUUGAUCCACUAUGCAACUUGUUGUGAACCACAGUGCAUCAGCUGGUGGCUGCAUGGCACAUGCCAGUGACAGGCGGCGAUAAGAAGUCACGGACGAUGGCAGUGUCGGACAGCGUAAAGGACCUCGCCAGUGUCAGUUUGUCAAGCACUGCCGGAACAUCACGAAUUCCUCGUGGCUUUGGUGAAACCCGGUAGUAUAUUUCGCGACGAUGAGGGAUCAUCGUGUAAGUCUCGUGGUGGAGCGACCUGGCGAGCGGUUGUCGACUCCGAUGACGCCGUGGCAAAUUGGAACCGAGAUCGUUCGGAAUGAAUUCGUUCCUGUUGCACGACACACGAUGCCAGCGACGGCCUUUUACUCGGACAAGGACCGAUUCACGCAGAAUUACUCGACUGAUCCGUCUCAGAACAUGCGCCUCAUAGCCAGGAAAUCGGGCGAGUCGGAGGAAGAAUCGGACUAUAAGGGGCAGUACAGGGUGCGUCGGUGAUGUGGGGACUGCAGUAGACGAUGCUGAAGCUGACGAGUCUUGUGUGGCAUUGAUGACGAUAGAUAUGGCCGGGAUUGCUACUGCUUUUCACGAUAGUCGUGGUCGCCAUGCUUCUCAUUACCAAAGGAGCGGUGGACACGUACAACGCACGUACUGCGCGUGCAAUGGAAUAUGAGCAGCAUGUGGCAGGCAAGCGCUCGAUCAAGGACGGCAAAACCGACGACAACAUCAUUAUCUCGGAUGACGGCCAAGUCGGCAACCCCAAGUCAUACGAUACCAGCGUCAGUAAGUUACCUGUCGUAUUGCUACGGAGAAUUAGUCCUUAAUCGGCGAUAUUCUAACGAAUUGCACUGCAGCAUGUGAGAUGCCCGACUACCAAAGCAAGAAUGGGCAAAUUGUGGCGGUCGCUGCAAACGGGACUGAAGUACCAAUUCAGAUCAAGGGUGUCAACUGGUUCGGAAUGGAGACAACCCUCGCAGUUCCGUUCGGGCUCUGGGAGAACGCAGACAACGGCACCACAGCGUACGAGAUCGCGGCAUUCCUGGCACGAAACAACUUCAACGCAGUGAGACUACCGGUUUCUGUCGAGAACAUUCUCAACAACAGUCCGCCCCAGAAAGGUGUGAUCAACCUCUCAAGCAACCGCGCGAUCAACGGAACCGACUUCAUCUCGACACUACAGACACUAGUGAAGUCUCUGGCUUACCGCAAUAUCGGCGUGCUUAUCAGUAUGCACAGACUCACCAACAAAAAGUCGGGAGCUACAUGGUUCGAUGAAGAUAUUGGUGUGACACAGGACGACUUCCUUGACGCGGUUGACACUGUGUCCUCCAAUCUCUGUGGUCAAGACUAUUGGAACGUCAUGGGGCUUGACCUGAAGAACGAGCCGGAGAAAGCGACGUGGGGGACUGGAGACGAUGACGAUUUCGUUGUGGGUUGUGAGAAAAUUGCCAAGGUGAUGCACGAGAAUUGUCCACAAUGGCUGGGCUUCGUUGAGGGUGUAGUGUCCACACAUACAGUCACGAUUGGUGGCGAGGAACUCGAGUACUACGACUGGUGGGGUGGUGGUCUUCAGAAGGCAGGAAACACUCAACCCAAGUUCACUAUUGAGAAUAAAGUGGUCUGGGCUCCGCACUAUUACACGACUGCUGUGGCACCACAGAGAUAUUUCUAUGGAGACGGCACGACUUCUGACUUCUCGACGUAUGUGGAGCUGUCAGAUGAAGAUCUGCUUGCACGUGUGGAGGGGACGAUGAAUGACAUGUUCGGAUAUUUAGCGGACGACAAGAAUUAUGCUCUGUUGCUGGGAGAAUUUGCAGGUUUGUACACUAAAGACGCUCAUCCGAAGAAGACGACGAAGCGCACAACGGACUUGACAAUCCAAGUGCUCAUGGAAAAAGAGUACGCGGGUGGAUUUAUGUGGUCACUGAACCCAGAAAGUGAGUACCAAUACAAUCCAGCAGACACGGAGGGAGCGUUCACGGAAGGCAUGCUCCUUGAUGACUGGUUGUCACCGAACAGCGAGUUCCUCGAUGCGUUCACACCUAUGGAUGCUAUGCCCAAUCUGCGCAAGUUCCCAUGCUUCCCUAUUGAAGACAGAUAGAUUGCUGUAAAUGUACGACUUCAGUAUAAACAUUUCCCCUACCAUCUACCUUAGGAUAAAGAGGAUCGCAUUGCUUUAGUUGCUGAAGAAGCAGCAGGCAUCGCUUUGUUGUUUGGCUUUGCGCACUUUAGUGCAACCAUUUUUAAUGCAGCACUAUCUUCGAGG